This is a messenger RNA of Magnusiomyces paraingens, 1524 nucleotides long. RefSeq lists its product as uncharacterized. The record is from RefSeq and is a predicted model, not a curated record. The transcript has a single exon. Bases 1 to 1524 code for a protein of 507 amino acids. Gene Ontology annotation, biological process: mitochondrial magnesium ion transmembrane transport. Gene Ontology annotation, cellular component: mitochondrial inner membrane. Lineage: Eukaryota; Fungi; Ascomycota; Dipodascomycetes; Dipodascales; Dipodascaceae. Gene Ontology annotation, molecular function: magnesium ion transmembrane transporter activity.
AUGCAAAGACAGCCUCUGCUGUUAAAAUCAAAAUCUUUGCAAUCUUCUAGAUUAUGCUUUAAACUAGCCUUUUCUAACUCAGCUAUUUACAAUGCCAAGAAGGAACCCCCAAAUACUUCUAAAAUAUCACCAAAUGCUUCUUCAUCGCAUUCUUCUACAUCUUCUUUGAAACAAAAAUUAUCACAUUUAUCUGUUCCUACAGUCUCUACUCUGGUGGACCCAGUAAAAAACACUGCUAGUGCACUACAUAUACCUCCUCUUUUGUCUUCUGGGUCAUCAACAGCUGCGGAUACAAAUAUUGAGGAUCUCAUUCUAGAGCGAAGUCUACUUACAUCUACACAUAGAUCACCAGGGGAUAAUCUAGUUAGAUGCACGGUUUUUGAUCCUCAAGGAAACGUUAAAGUGGUUUCUGGAGAGUUUAAGCGCUCUGAAUUACUUUCCAAACACGGUCUCCUUCCCCGCGAUUUACGGAAAUUAGAUACUGGAGUCUCUACUAUCGUUCCGUCUAUCUUGGUUCGACAGAACUCUAUUCUUGUCAACUUGCUUCAUAUUCGAGCCCUUAUAAAGGCUGAAAUGGUUAUUAUAUUUGAUGCUUAUGGCUCUACAGAUUCCCAGACUCAGUCUAUAUUUAUGUAUGACUUGACUCACAAGUUACGAGGCGACGAUGCUGCAAGUGGACUUCCUUAUGAACUACGCGCGCUUGAGGCUAUAUUCAUUUCUGUUGUCACAUCUCUUGAUGCAGAAAUGCAAGUUCUGACCACGGUUGUUAAUGGCAUUUUGCGCGAUCUGGAAACCAACAUUGACCGCAGCAAAUUACGACACCUUCUUAUUCAAUCUAAAAAACUUUCUGCUUUUCUUCAAAAAGCAACUUUAAUUCGAGAUGCUAUUGAUGAAUUACUUGAACAAGAUGAGGACUUGGCAGGGCUUUAUCUUACUGAAAAACAACAAGGCUUACCACGUGAUGAAGAAAGUGAUCAUUCUGAGGUAGAAAUGUUGCUUGAAUCGUAUUACAAACAUUGUGAUGAAAUUGUCCAAACAGUGGACAACCUUGUAUCAAAUAUUCGCUCGACUGAAGAAAUUAUCAACAUUAUUUUGGAUUCGAACCGAAAUUCGCUCAUGCUUUUAGAUCUUAAGUUCCAGAUUGGCACUCUAGGCCUGGGCGCCGGCGCCUUUGUGUCUGCUCUUUACGGUAUGAACUUGCAAAACUUUAUUGAAGAAACAAAUUGGGGAUUUGGUGCUGUCACUGGUGUCACAUUUGUAUCCACAGUUGUUAUUAUCAUAAUGAGUUUGCGUAACCUCAGAAGAGUACAAAGAGUUACCAUGAUGAGCAACGAGUCCAUGUCUAAACGAAGUUUUGGUGCAAUGUCUUCACAGUCAAGUGUUGCAUCAUCUUUAUUUCAAAAUGGCUCUCUUUCGCAAAGACACACAGCGAUGCCACCUUCACCAAGUAAAAUUUCAACUCUUUUAUCAUCAUUUUUUCGUAAAAAAACAACACCUAACUUAGGUCAAAAACCCCAUUUUUAA